Molecule: messenger RNA, 441 nt
Organism: Trachymyrmex cornetzi
Lineage: Eukaryota; Metazoa; Arthropoda; Insecta; Hymenoptera; Formicidae
Exons: 2
Coding region: 1-441 (146 amino acids)
Molecular function (GO): DNA ligase (ATP) activity
Source: RefSeq, a predicted model, not a curated record
AUGGAUUGUACAGAAGAUGAAUAUGGUGACAAUUUUUAUCUUGACGCAAAUGAGCAGAGUCUCAAGCGUUCAUUUAAGAAGAUUAAGAAAUCAUGCAACUAUUUUCGAGACAAUAAAAUAACUAACGAGAAAAUAAAAGAACUAAACAAGGCAUUGUUCGGGAGUAUAUCGCCUUAUUCCGUAUUUAGUGACAUAAUAGGAUUUUUUGAAAAUAAGUCGUGUAUCGCUCAAUAUAAAUUUCGUUUUAUGUCAGGUAUAAUGAGAGAUAACCUUGACGAUUCUGUCACACAUAUUUUUGUAGAAGACAAUGAGACAAGCGCUAUUAUAAAAAACGUGAAAGCACGUGAGCAAAUAUCUGCGAAAAUUGUGAAAUGUAAGUGGAUAGAAGAAUGUUUCCGAAAUGGACACUUAUGUGAUAUCACAGAUUAUCUGAUUGAUUAA